GCACUCAUUAUUUCAUAUUAAAUUAACGAUUAAGAACUCUUUGGUUGUUGGCACGCAGCGAUCGGUUCUGAUUUAUCAAUUUAUAAAUCUUAAUAUUUUGCCAGUCAUUACGAACACAAUGUGCCUUUCUCGAUUUCCAACCCGGUCGACAAAGCUGGUUUACAUUGCUAACCAUGCACUGUCCGUGGACGUUUGUGUCUCUGCAGCUAUUGCUGCUAGUGGCGAUUUGUAAUGUGUAUAGUGCUCAAGUGUACCAGCAAUAUGAUAGGAAUUUUAACUAUAAAUAUUCUAAUAAAUUAUUUAGGGGAAAUUUUUUAGCAAUGUCUGAUAAAGUAGAAAAACGAAUUGAAAAUAUUGAAAAAUCCAUUGGUGAUUCCCGGUUGUAUCGAGGACUAGUCUUAAAAAAUGGUUUAACUGCAUUAUUGAUUAGUGAUCCUGACACAGAUAAAUCAGCAGCAUCGUUAUCUGUAGCCGUUGGAAGUUUAAGUGAACCAAAGGACUUGCCCGGCUUAGCUCACUUUUGUGAGCAUAUGCUAUUUUUAGGUACAAAAAAAUAUCCUAUUGAAAAUGAAUUUACACAAUUUUUAGUACAAAACGGAGGAUCUUAUAAUGCUUAUACAGCCAAUGAUCACACCAAUUACUACUUUUCUACUAAGACUGAUGCUUUAGAACCAUCUUUAGACAGGUUUGCCCAAUUUUUUUUGGACCCUUUAUUUACUACAAGUGCAACUGAAAGAGAAAUUAAUGCUGUAAAUUCUGAACAUGAAAAAAAUGUAGCAGAUGACUUUUGGCGUUUAGCACAACUUGAAAAAAAUGCAGCAGAACCAUCACAUGCCUAUAAUCAAUUUGGAACAGGAACUAAAGAAACUUUAUGGGAUAAUCCAAAUUCAAGAAAUAUAAGUGUUCGUGAUGAGCUACUGAAGUUCCAUUCUAAAUGGUACUCUUCACAUUUAAUGUUCCUUUCAGUAUUAGGAAAAGAGAACCUUGAUACUUUGGAAGCCCUUGUGGGAAAUUUGUUUGGAGAUAUUCAAAAGAAAGAUAUAAACAUGCCUGUAUGGACAGAUCCUAUUUAUAAAGAUGAACAAUUAGGAACUAAGACUCUAGUAGUACCCGUGAAAGAUAUAAGAGCUUUAUCUGUUAAUUUUCUAAUUCCUGACCAAACCAAAUAUUAUAAGAGCAUGCCAAAUAGAUAUCUAAGUGCGUUAUUUGGACAUGAAGGACCAUACAGUAUACUAACAGUUUUAAAAAAGAAAGGAUGGUCCAGCAAAUUAUCAGCAGGGAACAAAUUUGAAGCUAGAGGAAUUGAACUUUUUGAUAUUGAUGUUGAUUUAACUGAAAAAGGAGUUGAUCAUGUAGAUGACAUUAUAAAAUUAAUAUUCCAGUAUGUAAAUAUGUUAAAACGAGAAGGACCUCAAGAAUGGUUUCACCAAGAAAAUAAAGAAAUAAGUGCUAUGCAAUUUCAAUUUAAAGACAAAGGUUCGCCAUUAGACUAUGUGUAUCGUUUAUCUUCUCACAUGAUUAAUUUUAACUUGGAAGAUGUUUUAACUGCAGAGUAUUUGAUUCGUGAAUGGAGACCUGAUUUAAUUAUAGAACUUUUAACAUACUUUAAACCAGAAAAUAUGAGGGUAACCGUUGUUUCCAAAGUAUUUAAAGAUCAAACCAGCUCUGUUGAUAAAUAUUAUGGAACCCCUUAUAGUAUAUGCAAAAUUCCUGUUGAUUCAAUUAAUAAUUGGAAAAAAAAUGAUUUUUUGGAAGAUUUCAAAAUGCCGUCAAAAAAUGAAUUUAUAGCUACAGAUUUUAGUUUGGUGUCACUUGACAAUAAAGAACCUGAAUAUCCACGUAUUAUUCACGAUUCAAUGAUAAUUAGAUCUUGGUUUAAAAAAGAUACAGAAUUUCGUUUUCCUAAAGCUUUUGUUUCAAUUGAUUUCUUCAGUCCAACAGUAAUGAGUGAUCCAUUCUAUUGUAAUGUCAUGAGUUUAUUUGUCAGACUCUUCAAUGAAGACUUUUCUGAAUACACAUGGGAUGCUACUAGAGCUAGUCUCCACUUAGUUAUUAAGCCUAGUAGUUAUGGUUUUAAGAUGCAAUUAAGUGGAUUCAAUCAUAAACUUGAUAUACUGUUAAAAAAAACUAUUGACAAGCUCCUAACAUUCAAAAUAAACCUACUUCGAUUUGACAUAAUUAAAGAAGAGAAAAUUAGAGAUUUAAAGAACAUAGCAAUGGAACAACCUUAUCAUAGUGCUAUGCGUUAUAAUUCUGUUAUAUUAUCAGAAGCCGCCUGGACUCCAAAUGAAUUAUUAGCAUCCCUAGAAGAUGUUAAAAUUGAAAAUAUUGAAGAGUUUGUUGAAAAAUUCUUGUCAAAUAUGUUUAUGGAAUCUCUGAUUUAUGGAAAUAUUGAUCAAAAUAGAGCUUUAGAAAUUGUACAAAUUUUAGAAAAACCAUUUGCAAACCGUAAUGGUUUUCGUAAAUUAUUACCUCGUCAAAUGGUGCGAUCAAGAGAAGUUCAACUUGAAAAUGGAGAAAGUGCUUUGUUCGAAACAACAAGUGACCACCAUAGCAGCUCAUGUGUGUACAUUCAUUUACAAUGUGGUAUCCAAUCUACAUUGAAUAAUAUGAUUGUUAGUUUAUUUAAUGAAAUAAUUAAAGAAUCUUGUUUUAAUACACUUCGUACACAGGAACAACUUGGGUAUAUUGUAUUUAGUUCAUCAAGUAGGAGUCAUGGAGUUUUAAAUUUACGUAUAAUUGUGCAAUCUGAUCGUACUCCAUUAUAUGUUGAUUCCAGAAUUGAAAAUUAUUUAAAUACUGUUCAGGAUUUAUUGGAAAAAAUGCCAAAUGAAGAAUUUGAAAAGUAUAAAGAUGCUUUGACAGUUAAGUUACUAGAGAAGCCAAAAGGUUUGAUGAAACAAGCAGGCGUUUAUCAAAUAGAAAUUGACACACAAGAUUAUAAUUUCAAUAGAUCAGAAAUUGAAGCUGAGGCUUUAAAAACUAUUAAAAAAGAUGAUAUUAUACAAUUUUACCAGGAUCAAAUAAAUCGGAUGGGUUCAAAAAGACGAAAAUUUGCUGUCCAUGUUAAGUCUACACUGAAAAAUAAUACUAUUCAACAAAAUAAUCAUACUGGUGAAGAUACUUCCUUGUUUGAUAACAAUACCUUAAUUAUCACAGACAUUACAGAAUUUAAGAAGAAACAUAGAUUAUACCCACUGUCAAGUCCAUUUAUACCUGUUGGAUUAUCUUCAGCAAAAUCUAAAUUGUGAUUAUUUUUCUUAUUUCAAUGAAAUAUUUAUAUUUUUUUAGUAAAUAUUACUGAAUCAAAAAUACUCUAAGAGUAAUUAAUAAAUUAAAUUAAAUAAAUUCACAUAAUUGUAUGACC
Molecule: messenger RNA, 3367 nt
Organism: Daktulosphaira vitifoliae (grape phylloxera)
Lineage: Eukaryota; Metazoa; Arthropoda; Insecta; Hemiptera; Phylloxeridae
Gene: Ide
Product: insulin-degrading enzyme
Exons: 21
Coding region: 174-3251 (1025 amino acids)
Biological process (GO): peptide catabolic process
Cellular component (GO): cytosol; mitochondrion
Molecular function (GO): metal ion binding; metalloendopeptidase activity
Source: RefSeq, a predicted model, not a curated record